This is a messenger RNA of Cylas formicarius (sweet potato weevil), 1806 nucleotides long. RefSeq names its product alpha-methylacyl-CoA racemase. Gene Ontology annotation, molecular function: alpha-methylacyl-CoA racemase activity. NCBI's taxonomy places the organism in Eukaryota, Metazoa, Arthropoda, Insecta, Coleoptera, Brentidae. The record is from RefSeq and is a predicted model, not a curated record. Gene Ontology annotation, cellular component: mitochondrion. The transcript is spliced from 3 exons. Gene Ontology annotation, biological process: bile acid metabolic process. The coding region runs from base 672 to 1805 and encodes 377 amino acids.
UAGAUAAACAAGACACAUUAGAUAAAAUAUCAUGAAAAUAACGAAAAUGAAGCCAGUUGUUUUAUUACUCUCUACCAAAUGGAGAAAAUUGGAAGAAGAAGAAAUAUUUGGCCUAUUGUCACUUGAAUUAAAAGAAGAUUGAUUUAAACAUAAUUAUUAUAGUUAAAAUUUAUGGCUAAGUUGAAAGGAAGCGAUAACAUAUAGCUAUUAUAAAUAUAGAAGCAACUAUUAAAAAAAUUGGAGGUCUAUCCAACUUACGCUGGCGCGAAAUUAAAAAUGUUGUUUUUAACCAAUGAGAUUGACCAACAUGGCCGCUAACAAAUCGCCAAUAAAUUUGGUUGCAGCAUCUUUACGGCAAUUUGUAGAAAUGUCUCUUUGGAAAGAAAAUGGAGCAAAGUGCAGAUUAGUAGAUGAAAAUUCGUAUCGUGUGAAGUCUAAAAACGUGUAACCAGAAUACUGACCCAGGGCCGGCUUCUAAAAUUUGCGUAUCACCUUUAUUCUAUAGAGUUGAUUUGGUUGACGGAUGAAUAUCGCUCGAAUAGUCGGUUGUAAUAUGUCCGAGUAUCAAUAAUUAAUUUUAUUCAAAUACACUCAAUACUAAAUAGAUACAACUAACUUGAGAGAAUUGAUGUUUGAACAGCUUUACACUCCUAAAUAUUUAUUUUGCGAAUAUGGCUUUAAAAGGAAUAAAAGUUUUGGAAAUAGCAGGAUUAGCGCCAGGACCAUUUUGUGGAAUGGUCUUGUCUGAUUUUGGAGCUACUGUUAUAAGACUUGAUAAGAUCACUACUCACAGCAUAGAUUGUCUGGGCGAUGGUAAAAAAUCUAUUGCACUAAACUUAAAAGAUCCAGAAGCUAUCAAGAUUGUAAAAAUAAUUAAUCGAAGUUGUGAUGUAAUUAUAGAACCAUUUAGGGCAGGCAUUAUGGAACGAUUGGGCCUUGGGCCAGAUAUUUUAAUGAAAGACAAUCCAAGGUUAAUUUAUGCUCGAUUAUCUGGAUAUGGACAAUCAGGAUCUUAUAGUAAAAGGGCAGGCCAUGACAUUAACUAUCUGGCAUUGUCUGGUUUGCUUUCAUUCUUUGGUAGAUUUGGUGAAAAUCCCUCAUUUCCAGUUAAUUUGGUUGCUGACUUUGGCGGAGGGGGAUUAAUGUGUGCCUUAGGAAUUGUUAUAGCUCUAUUUGAACGAAGCAGGUCAAAUCUCGGGCAAAUAGUAGAUAAUAGUAUGGUUCAUGGUGCUGCAUACUUGGGUACCUUCUUAUAUAAGUCGCAAAAGUUGCCUAUAUGGGGUAACCAAAGAGGAAAAAAUAUUUUGGAUGGUGGUGCGGCAUUUUAUGAGGUUUACAAAACAAAAGAUAAAAAAUUUGUAGCUGUUGGUGCCCUAGAGCCUCAAUUUUAUAGUCAGCUACUGACAGGGUUAGGUCUUACAAUUGAGGAGGCACCACAAUUUGGAGACUUUAAUGACAUGCAUAAACUAUUUAAAACUAAAUUUCAAGAAAAAACAAGAGAAGAUUGGUGUAAAAUAUUUGAUUCUAAAGAUGCAUGUGUUACACCAGUUUUGGACCUUCAUGAGGCUCCCAAACAUUUUCACAAUGUCCACCAGCAGAUAUUUACAAAUUAUGGUGGCGAUUAUACUCCAAGCCCGGCCCCUAAACUGAGUAGGACCCCAGGAUUGUCAAGUUCAAUUAAAUCUGCUCCCAAGGUUGGUCAACAUACAAAAGAAAUUUUGGAGACUCAUGGUUUUAGUUGUCAGGAUAUUUUGCAAUUGGAAGAGAAUGGUGUGAUAAUGUGUUACAAGCCUUCAAAGUUAUAGU